Dovyalis caffra is the source of this 1944-nucleotide messenger RNA. The record is from the annotation of a GenBank genome assembly. NCBI's taxonomy places the organism in Eukaryota, Viridiplantae, Streptophyta, Magnoliopsida, Malpighiales, Salicaceae.
AUGUUGUCAAGACAAAACUUUCUCGCUAUCUUCCCCUUCUUCUUUUGCUUCUUCUCUAGCUCUUCAUCCAACCCCGAUUUUAUUACAUUACUCUCCUUCAAAUCUUCCUUGUUAGAAUCACCAAACGUGUUAUCCACCUGGGAAAACUCAACUAACCCGUGUACUGAUUCUUGGCUUGGUGUCACAUGCAACCCCACAACUCAGCGAGUCACGAAACUGGUACUUGAGAACCUGAAUCUUACUGGGUCGAUCGAUGAGUUGAGUCAACUCACUCAGCUCAGACUCUUAAGCUUAAAACAAAACCAUCUUUCCUCUGCUUUCGAUUUGAACUUCUCUUCCUUGAAAAACCUCAAGCUCCUUUACCUCUCUCACAACCGUAUUUCCGGAAAUUUCCCCACUGGAAUCCACUUUCUUCGGCGUCUCCGGAGACUCGACCUUUCGUAUAAUUACUUUUAUGGCGAGAUUCCACUCAGCGAGUUGACUCAGUUGCCUCGGUUACUAACUCUUCGUCUAGAAUUCAAUUCAUUCACUGGAAAGAUCAAACCUUUCAGUUUUUUUCCAUCUGGGUCAAUCUUGGACUUCAAUGUUUCGAAUAAUUAUCUCUCCGGCGAGAUUCCGUCGAGUUUUUCACGUUUCCCGGCGAGUUCUUUUUCCGGAAAUAAGAAUCUUUGUGGUAAACCGCUGGCGUUAGAUUGUUUUCAUCGGACGGUGGAGAGUGAGCCAGCAAAAUCAGGUGAUGUAGGGUUGAAGAAUAAAAGGAAGGACGGAGUGAGUGAUUGGGUUGUGUUACUGAUUAUUACUGUUGACGCGGUUGCAAUUUUGGCGGCUCUCGUGACUAUCGCUUGCUGUUGUUACUAUAAAAAAAGACGAAGCAGUGGGGCCCAUGAAGGAAUCAAAAGGAAAGUUGGGUCAGCUGGGUCCUUCAAUUCAAUGGGUGGAUUUUACGGUGGCGGUGGUGAUGAGGUGAUGGUGGUGUUUGAUGGGUGCAAAGGUUUUGGUGAUGUGGAUGAUUUGUUGAAGUCUUCGGCUGAGUUGUUAGGAAAAGGGUGUGUGGGGACCACUUAUAAGGUGUUGAUGGAUGGUGGUGAUGUGGUGGUUGUGAAGAGGGUGAAGGAGAGGAGAAAGAGGAAGGAGGUUGACGGGUGGUUGAGGAUAAUUGGUGGGAUAAGGCAUUCUAAUAUUGUGAGCUUAAGAGCUUAUUGUAAUUCUAAUGAGGAGUUGCUUUUGGUCUAUGAUUUUCUACCAAAUGGAAGUUUACACUCUCUCUUGCAUGGGAACAGAGGACCAGGGAGGACUCCAUUGGACUGGACGACAAGGUUAAAACUAGCUACAGGUUCUGCACUUGACCUUGCAUUUCUACAUGGCUACAACAAAGCCAAGCUUUUCCAUGGGAACCUUACAUCAUCGAACAUUAUAGUUGAUCGCUUGGGAAAUGCUUGUAUUUCUGAAAUUGGUCUCCACCAACUCCUGCAUCCCUCAUCUAUCUCAAACAGUGCUUAUAAAGCUCCAGAGCUAAUGUCCAACAACCAGAAUACUGUCAACCAAAGAAGGUUUACACAAAAAUGUGAUGUUUAUAGCUUCGGGGUGAUUUUGCUUGAGAUAUUGACAGGGAAAAUGCCGAAUGGAGAAGGAGAAACAAGUUUAGUGAAGUGGGUUCAAAGAGUGGCAAGAGAAGAGUGGACUUGGGAGGUGUUUGAUUUUGAGUUGUUAAGGUAUAAGGAAAUGGAGGAGGAGAUGGUAGGUCUUAUGCAAGUUGCUUUGCUUUGCUUGGCUCCAUUGCCAAGAGACCGUCCAAGGAUGAGCAUGGUGCAUAUGAUGAUUGAAGAUAUUAGGAGCAAGGGAGGAAGACAAUUAGGUGACCGGAAUUCCAUAAUGAAUGAUCAUUCUUCUGAUUUAUCUCCUUCUCUAUCAGAAAGCACCAUCAAUUUCACCAGUGGGGGUUGA